GAUGAGCGUAGAAAUCCUCGACGGUGCCACAAUAGUGAGCUUCGUGGAAGACGAAGAAGCAUUUGACAUAUCAGUGGGUGAUCUGUUUGGCCAACUUGAUACGGACAAGGACGGUCUUCUAUCUUAUGGCGAGAUGCUGAACGAGUUGAAGAGGCUUAGGGUUUUUGAGACUCACUUUGGGAUCGACGUGAAGACUGAAGAAGACGAAGCUGCUCGAGUUUAUGACUCACUGUUCGUGCAGUUCGAUCAUGACUUGAAUGGAAGAGUCGAUCUGAGAGAGUUCAAAGAGGAGACGAAGAAGAUGAUGAUUGCUAUGGCUAAUGGCAUUGGCUUUGUUCCUCUUCAGAUGGCUCUUGAAGCUGAUAGUCUCCUGUUGAAGGCUGUUCAGAGAGAAUCCAUGGCUCCCCUUGCUGCUUAAUUAAUUGAUCUCGAUCCUCUAUUUACUAUUGCAUCGUUAUAUUUAUGUUUUUGGAUCAGUUUUGGAAGUUCUUUAAUUGAGUUUUGGAUCUCUUUCAAUUUUAUC
Messenger RNA from Neltuma alba, 523 nucleotides. RefSeq lists its product as uncharacterized. The coding region runs from base 2 to 418 and encodes 138 amino acids. NCBI's taxonomy places the organism in Eukaryota, Viridiplantae, Streptophyta, Magnoliopsida, Fabales, Fabaceae. Gene Ontology annotation, molecular function: calcium ion binding. The record is from RefSeq and is a predicted model, not a curated record. The transcript has a single exon.